Oxyura jamaicensis (ruddy duck) is the source of this 1008-nucleotide messenger RNA. Its product is annotated as interleukin-17A-like. Gene Ontology annotation, cellular component: extracellular region. The record is from RefSeq and is a predicted model, not a curated record. The transcript is spliced from 3 exons. NCBI's taxonomy places the organism in Eukaryota, Metazoa, Chordata, Aves, Anseriformes, Anatidae. Bases 52 to 561 code for a protein of 169 amino acids. Gene Ontology annotation, biological process: inflammatory response. Gene Ontology annotation, molecular function: cytokine activity.
UUCAGUUCGACACAGCCCAGCACAAGCAUCAGCUGCAUUAAGAAAAGGACGAUGUCUCCAACCCUUCGUGCUUCUCUGUCCAGCUCACUGCUGUUAGUGCUGCUGGCCCUGCUGUCAGCCAGCAGUUCUGCCUACGGGAAGGUGAUACGGCCCGGGCUCAAGCCGGAGAGCCUCUUCAAGCAAGCAGAUGCUGGAUGCCUGACCCAAAAAGAUGCCAAAUUCCCUCAAACUGUGAGAGUCAACAUAAGCAUCAGCAACAUGAACCAGGAUAACAAAAUGACUCUUGAUAUCAGCAAACGCUCGCUGGCUCCCUGGGAUUACAGGAUCGACGAGGACCACAACCGCUUCCCCCAAGUGAUUGCUGAUGCUGAGUGCCGCCACUCCAGGUGCGUGAACUCGGCCGGGCAGCUGGACCACAGCCUCAACUCCGUCCCCAUCAAUCAGGAGAUCCUCGUCCUCCGCCGGGAGCUGAGAGGCUGCCACCACUCAUACCGGCUGGAGAAGAAAAUUAUCACUGUGGGCUGCACUUGUGUCACCCCCUUGAUCCAGCACCAGGCUUAAAGGGAGCCCGUGGUGCAAGAGCAGGGAGCCACAGCAGGAGAACUUCCUUGCCUAACAGCGAUGAAAAUCUCUGCAGAAUGGAAUCAAGCCAUAAUGAUUAGCUAGAUUCUGAGUUUUGUGCUUUUGGUUUGGUUGGUUUUGUUUUUGUUUCAAAUCCUUUUCCUUUUUAAAACUCUGAAUUCAGAAUCUGGAUCCUUUCAUGUGCUCCACUGAAGGAGUUAUGGGAACUCCUUACACAUCUUUAGUUAACACUUUGAAAAGUCUAUUUAUUUAAUUCUAUUUAUGCUGGUGGAAAAAAAAAAAAUAAUAUUGUGUCUGUUUAUUUAUCUUCAUGCAAUAAGAAGUUGUGGAUGAACAUACCUGGAAGUGCUCAAGGCCUGUCUGGAUGGGGAUUUGGGCAGCCUGCUCUAGUGGGAGGUGUCCCUGCCCAUGGCAGGGGGGUUGGGA